UUCGUCUCUUCAGUCUAAAACCCAAAACCCAAACGCCUACUCAAAGGUUGCAACUUUCAAACCCUUUAUUCUCUCUCACUUUCCCUUUUUCUACUCUCUAAUCUCUCUCCUCCUCUCUGUUUCUCUCACCGCGACACACACACUCACGCUCGCACAAACACGCAGGAACUCUUUCACAUACAUGCAUACGGCAAGCAGGCGGACAGAGGGGUGUACGCGAGCGUGAAUGCGCUAGUCUUUUUCAAUGUUAAGGUUCCGUGAGAUGGAUUGAUCGUACGCCAUUCUUUUUUUUCUCUUGAUACUUGGGGUACAUAAUUUUUCGUGAAAAAUUUCUCUUCGGUGACUGGUCAAAAUCUUUCUGGUGUUCUCCGCCAUUCUUUUAAGUUUUAAAAUCAUGUGUAAAAUCUCAACGCUACUUGCAGCAGGUUUAUUCUCCCCUCUUCGGUGUUUGUGAGUUGCGCGUAAAUCCUCUUCAUCGAGAGGUACAGAACUGGGUUACAAUUCUUCAUAAUUGUAACGAGUCGAAAAUAAGGUUCACCUGUGCUUAUAGGGUGUAUGCAUCAUUGUACUGCUGCUGUGAAAAUGACUGAGAUAGGAAGAUCUGCAGCUAACCCUUCAAAGAAGUCAUCAUUGACACCUAAGGCAAUUAUACACCAACGAUUUGGUGAUAAGGCCUGUUAUAAGGUUGAGGAAGUACAAGAUUCAACUCAAGAUGUUUGUCCAGGUUUAGCUAUUCCACAAAAGGGGCCGUGUCUUUAUCGGUGCACUCUGCAUCUUCCUGAGGCUACUAUUGUCUCGGGCACCUUUAGAAGGAAAAAGGAUGCUGAGCAAUCGGCUGCUGAGAAAGCCAUAGAAAAGCUGGGCAUCUGUCAGAAGGAAUAUAAUCCCACCAUACAGGAAGCUUGGGAUGAUUUGGCAGGUCGUGUUGCUUUUCUAUUUGCAAAUGAGUUCCUUUCAUCUCCCCAUCCACUCAGUGGUCACUUCAGAGCAGCAUUGAGAAGAGAUGGCGAUUUCAAUGGUCAUAUUCCAGUUUCGGUAAUUGCAGUUUAUGAUGCAAAGAUUGGUAAUAUAUGCAAAUACAUAAAUCCUGCGGCUGAGGCAAAUUCACUGCUAGUGAUGUUACUAGUUAUGAGGGCAGCAGCUAAACUGACUGAUUUGGCAUUGAUAUCUGAUAAGCAAUUUUCACUAUGGAGGAGAAAUCCAUAUCCUCCAGAGGUUGUAUCUUCUGUAAUGCAAGAACCAAACUUCGCAAGCGUUCCAAUUGAAGUAAUACAUAUUCCAGCUCCACUGGACAAGACCGUUGAACCUUUGACGCUUCACGUUAAUGCAACUGGUUAUUACCUAGAUACUAUUGCUCGUCAGCUAGGUAUGUCGGAGGCUUCAGAUGUUCUGAUUUCCAGAACGAUUGGCAAGGCUACCUCUGAAAUGAGAAUAUAUUCCUCUGCUCCCAAGAGAAAUAUGUUAGACCACAUUUCAGAGCCUCAAGUGAAAGAAGCAAGCCACUUUGAAGGAUCUUUAAAUGCCCGGGCAAGUUACUUUACUGGUCAGGAAGUAUAUGGUGAUGCCAUUUUAGCUUCUGUAGGGUAUACAUGGAAGUCUACAGAUCUUUUCCAUGAAGCUGUUUCCCUGCGCUCGUAUUAUAGGAUGCUUGUCAACAAGAUACCUAGUGGAGCAUACAAGAUAUCUAGAGAGGCAAUACUUACUGCUAAUUUGCCUUUAGCUUUUACAACAAAAAGCAAUUGGAGAGGUUCCUUUCCGAGAGACACACUUUCUACAUUCUGCCGUUUUCACCAUUUGUCUGAACCUGUCUUCUCUAUUCAAAGCAAUCUAUUGGAUCCCUCACUAGAUUUACCAGGAUCCCGUAAAAAGUUGAAAGCUAUGCAGUCGAGUAAGGAAGAAAAAAGUGGAUCAGGUCUGGCUGCUACUACUGGGGAUCCAGUGGGAUCUAUCGAAGUUUUUACUUGUGAAGUAAAGAUACAUUCCAAAAGUCAGGAGUUAAUCUUACAGUGCUCGCCUCAAGAAUCUCAUAGAAAGCAGACGGAUGCCAUGCAAAGUGCUUCUUUGAAAGUUCUGUCAUGGCUGAACAUAUUUUUCGAAAACCCAGAUAUGUCCUUAGAGAAGAUGAACUUAUUGGCAGAAAAGCUUGACAUUCACUUUACCCCUCGUUACUUCUUUAAGGAAUUUGCCUUAUGUCAUUUGAUGCAUGACUUUGGGAGCAACAGGACUCUAGCUUACAGUGAUAAUGCGAAUGAAAAUGAACCAUUUCUUAUUGAUAUUGGGGGUCAAAACUCAGGAGUCACUCCAUCUAAUGGUUCUUUAGCAUGCAUAAGCUACAGCAUUUCAUUGUUUAGAGAAGGAGACUGCAUGAAAGAACAUCUCGAAAGCUCUGAAGAGUUUGACUUUGAGAUUGGCAAUGAAGCCGUUUUGCCUCAUGUUGAAGCAGCUGUGGCGCAGAUGACUGUUGGUCAAUCUGCAAAUUUUCGAGUGAAGUUGCCUCCGAGUGAGUUCAUUUUGGCAGUGGCUGCCAAUUCUGCAGAAACUCUAUCAUUAUUAUCAUCAAGAAGCUGCAAAUUGGAGUACAAUGUAACUCUGUUGCAGGUGACAGAACCAUUGGAAGAGCGAAUGGAGCAAGCUCUGUUUAGCCCCCCUCUUUCAAAGCAGCGUGUGGAAUUUGCAUUGGAGCAUAUUAAAGAAUCUUCUGCGGCCUCUUUGGUUGAUUUUGGUUGUGGUUCUGGAAGUUUAUUGGAUUCCUUGCUGUCAUAUCCAACUUCCCUGGAGAAGAUUGUUGGAGUUGAUAUUUCACAGAGAGCUCUUGCAAGAGCAGCUAAGUCACUCCACUCAAAGCUAAACAGAUUACUGGAUUCUAAGGAGUCAAGUAGCAAAAUCAAAUCUGCUGUGUUAUAUGAUGGUUCCAUCAUGAAAUAUGAUUCUCGACUGCAUGGAUUUGACAUUGGGACUUGCUUGGAGGUGAUUGAGCAUAUGGAGGAACAAGAUGCAUGCUUAUUUGGAGAUGUAGUGCUCAGCUCUUUCAGUCCCAGGAUCCUUAUCGUCUCCACCCCAAAUUAUGAGUACAAUGUGAUUCUCCAGGGAUCUGCUCCUCACGGCCAAGAAGAGGAUCUAGACGAAAGGAAUCAGGCACAAAGUUGUAAAUUCCGAAACCAUGAUCACAAAUUCGAAUGGACCAGGUCUCAGUUCAAUGAAUGGGCAUCUGGCCUGGCAGCAAGGCAUAACUAUAGUGUUGAAUUCAGUGGCGUUGGUGGUGCUGCUGAUGUUGAACCUGGGUUUGCAUCCCAAAUUGCAAUUUUUAGAAGGCCUGAAGACAAUCUGAAGGAUAUGGAGUUAGCUAAAAACUAUGUGCCAAUCUGGGAGUGGAGUAGGCAAGAUGUUACCCACCAGGAACCAUAGAUUUCUUGCUGAAAUCCAUAUAUUCUAUUACAAAAAGAAGAAAAAAAAGAAUUAAGUCGAUAUAGCUUCUUAUAUUCUUUUUUUUCUUUGACUUCUACCAAUGAUACAUAUAGUAUACAAUUGAACUAUGGUGGUUGUAUGAUGACCAAAUUUUAUAACUCAAGGAAGAUGGAGGGUUUUCCAUA
Messenger RNA from Sesamum indicum (sesame), 3590 nucleotides. It is a transcript of the gene HEN1, whose product is annotated as double-stranded RNA binding protein-related / DsRBD protein-like protein. Gene Ontology annotation, molecular function: O-methyltransferase activity; RNA methyltransferase activity; peptidyl-prolyl cis-trans isomerase activity. The record is from RefSeq and is a predicted model, not a curated record. Gene Ontology annotation, cellular component: nucleus; cytoplasm. NCBI's taxonomy places the organism in Eukaryota, Viridiplantae, Streptophyta, Magnoliopsida, Lamiales, Pedaliaceae. Gene Ontology annotation, biological process: piRNA processing; siRNA processing; RNA methylation.